Molecule: messenger RNA, 620 nt
Organism: Austrofundulus limnaeus
Lineage: Eukaryota; Metazoa; Chordata; Actinopteri; Cyprinodontiformes; Rivulidae
Product: dysbindin-A
Biological process (GO): negative regulation of protein kinase activity; platelet dense granule organization; neuron projection development
Cellular component (GO): cytoplasm; neuron projection; synaptic vesicle membrane
Source: RefSeq, a predicted model, not a curated record
AAACCCGAAGAGACGGAAACAGAAGAAGAGGACAAGGAAAAAGAAAGGCAGCUCGGUAGCUUUAAGCUAAGUCAACAAAACUCAUUUGACAGCCUAAGAGAGAGAAACCAUGUUUGAAAAUUUUAGAGGAAAACUGCACACGGUCCAGCAAGAUUUCUCAUCUAGCUUCAAGACCCUUGGAGACAUAUCAAGAGAGACCAAACUAAAGAAGAGAUCCAGGUUUGAAGAAAGUUCUCCUCAUUUUAGUGCUGGGCUGGAAAUCUUAAGCAGGUAUGAGAAGAGCUGGUUUAUGCUCCAUAAAAGAACCAAGGACUGUGCCCAGGCAGCAGAGUCUGUUGAUGGGGAUAUAGUGAUGCUCUCAGCCCUCUGGGAGAAGAGAAAAGCUGCUCUGACACAACUACAGGAACAGCUGCGAUGCUUACCAGACUUUAUCCGAGAACUUGAUGCCAUCACUGCAAACAUAGCUCAUUUGGAAGGCGACUUUGAAGAGAUGGAGAGCAAACUAGUUUACCUGGAGACUCUAUGCUGUCAGUGUGAACAACAAACUGUUAAAACACACCAUAUGACUGAACUGGACGCCUACAAGAAAAAGAAAAGGAAGGAAGUUGAGUUACUGGAAG